Myxocyprinus asiaticus (Chinese sucker) is the source of this 5515-nucleotide messenger RNA. Its product is annotated as trans-Golgi network integral membrane protein 2-like. The record is from RefSeq and is a predicted model, not a curated record. Bases 230 to 1789 code for a protein of 519 amino acids. Gene Ontology annotation, cellular component: endosome; trans-Golgi network transport vesicle; trans-Golgi network. Lineage: Eukaryota; Metazoa; Chordata; Actinopteri; Cypriniformes; Catostomidae. The transcript has 4 exons.
CUGCCAGAAACAACGGAUGACACCUUUCUCUCGUCGCGAGCGCAGCGCCAUAUACGGGGCAAUCCAGAGUAAUGCAGUCCGCAUUUUAUCUCCAACCAUUCUGCUCGUUGCGUAAACACGGAAGUUACCGGAAUCGUUGUCUUGGCUUGCUGUCAGAAUUUCAAUCUAAAUCGGAGCAUAGGUCCUGUUUCAGCCGUAUCUUACCACUGUAGCACUGUGUAAAGCCACGAUGCGGUUCACAGCGCUUUGUAUUGUUUUGAUCUGCGUGUCUCAGGCUGGUACAUUUCCAUUGCUGGAAAAAAAUGAUAAAGAGCCUCCCAGUAAAAAAGAUAAAAAUUCCAAAGAAGAGAAGAUAACUAGUCCACAGACUGCAGUAGCAAGUAAGACUGAAGAAGUUAAAGCCCCGGAAGACAACUUCAAGAAGAGUGACACUGAAAAAUAUAUAAAAGAAACUAGAAAUUCUUUUGACAAUAAUGAAGGCAGCAAAACAAAGGAAAUGCCUUCAAAGAACAAAGCUGAUUCAGUGAACUCAAACGAUGAAAACACAGAUAAACAGGAUGAUGAGAAAACCAAAUCCGAUACUUCUGUAGAUGGUAAAGGUGAUGAGAAAACCAAAUCCGAAACUUCUGUAGAUGGUAAAGGUGAUGAGAAAACCAAAUCCGAUACUUCUGAAGAUGGUAAAGGUGAUGAGAAAACCAAAUCCGAUACUUCUGUAGAUGGUAAAGGUGAUGAGAAAACCAAAUCCGAAACUUCUGUAGAUGGUAAAGGUGAUGAGAAAACCAAAUCCGAUACUUCUGUAGAUGGUAAAGGUGAUGAGAAAACCAAAUCCGAAACUUCUGUAGAUGGUAAAGGUGAUGAGAAAACCAAAUCCGAUACUUCUGAAGAUGGUAAAGGUGAUGAGAAAACCAAAUCCGAUACUUCUGAAGAUGGUAAAGGUGAUGAGAAAACCAAAUCCGAAACUUCUGUAGAUGGUAAAGGUGAUGAGAAAACCAAGUCCGAAACUUCUGUAGAUGGUAAAGGUGAUGAGAAAACCAAGUCCGAAACUUCUGUAGAUGGUAAAGGUGAUGAGAAAACCAAGUCCGAAACUUCUGUAGAUGGUAAAGGUGAUGAGAAAACCAAAUCCGAAACUUCUGUAGAUGGUAAAGGUGAUGAGAAAACCAAGUCCGAAACUUCUGUAGAUGGUAAAGGUGAUGAGAAAACCAAAUCCGAAACUUCUGUAGAUGGUAAAGGUGAUGAGAAAACCAAGUCCGAAACUUCUGUAGAUGGUCCAAAGGAAUCAAAUAAUGGAGCUACAGAUAAUCAAAAUCCAACCACUCCAAAGAACCCUACAGGCAGUGAAGCAAAGGAUCAUCAGAUGAGCACCAUUCAGAAAUCCGAAGAGGAGCAAGAAGUUGGAGAAGCAGAAACUGAGACUAAAGAACCAGACCAAAAAGCUACUUCACCACUUGCAGAUACUGAGGAUGAGAUUGAGGAUGAGGAGGAUGGCGAUGAUGAUGAUGGUGAAAUUGGUAAUUAUGAUUCAAAUCCUCAGGACUCUGUUGUUGACCGAAAAUCAGAGAUUGAAACAGUUGACAAGAAAACUAAAACGAAAGACAAUCUUCAGCUAGAGGAGGCCCCAGAGAACAGCCAUUUCUUUGCCUACCUCGUCUCUGCUGUUAUACUGGUGGCCGUGCUCUACAUUGCCAAUCACAACAAGCGCAAGAUCAUCGCAUUUUUCGUUGAGGGCCGGAGAUCAAGAGGCACGCGGAGACCCAAAACAUCAGAUUACCAAAAACUCGAGCACCUUUGAGGAGGUCCCAGAUGUUCCUUUGAUUGCCCUGUAGGUGGUGGACGAAUCAAAAUAUAUUGACUGUGACAUUGAAACUUAAAUGAUCGAUUAUGAGGCAUACAUCACGAUUGUUUGGCAGUUGUCACUUAACUCACCAAAAUAAUCUUAAUAAUGACAAAUCCUUAACUGUACAUUGCAUGUCACUGCAGUCAGGUAUGUUAGAAACAAAGUCUGUUGUAGUUCUCCAAAUUACCAGGGUUUCAUGAUCUUCAAUCAAGAUCAAAGUGAGACAAAUACAAACAUUUACUUCAUACAGUAGUUAGUGUUUGUUUGAAUCAGUGGCCUGUUUUUCAAUUCAAAAGUUUUUUUGUUUUUAGGUUUUUUUACUCAGAUUUAUUACUAAACUAAUUGUCUAAUAGAAAUAAACAAUAUGUAUAUUUUUGAAAGUACUUGCAGACAUGAAAGAUGUUGGGAAAUGAAUGAGUUGUUGCAGGCAUGGUUGUCAUUAUGAAGUUUUGAAUAAUAACGGGUUGCUGAUUGAAGUCUUAACUGAAAGAUGAGGUCAUAAGGACGUUAAUGAUUGAAGUUGAUCACACAUUUAUAGGGCAUGUGAAUUGCACUUUCUACCUGUGCCGAUGAGGAAACGAGUGGUAGGCUUUUUCAAGCUUUAAUGUUUCCACAUGAUUAAUGUUCUGCACACCCGCCUCCAGAUCAAACACUUCUCUGCACUCUCCGACAGUGAGAAUGUGGUGAAAUCAACAUUUAUAUUCAUUUUAUCUAUUAUUUUAAGUAGUAUUAAAGGAAAUAGGAAAUCGGAUGGGAUUUGAACCAUGGUCGCUAGGACAGCAGUACACAUUCACACUGCCUUUACACCUAUUUAGUUUUUCGUAUAUUUCUCUGGUUCCACCAGACUAUUGGGGUGCAAAAAGCUGACCUGUGUAUAUAUAAUUAAUACAGUAUUUAAAGGUACAGCCUGAAAGUGUUGAGCUCCAUCGUCCCCCAGCUGUCGUUACAAAAAGCGUAUUUGUUUGAAAGCAUGAAGAAUGCUGCCAAUAAAAGGAUUUAUAUAAGAGUCUGAUAGUUGCAGCAGUAAAGAAGAAUGGUUUUGGUGUAGACAAAUCGAGCAAGAGACAUGUUUGCUGUGCCAAAUUCGAGACUGUGCCAUGAAAUGAGAGAUUUAUACUGUUUUAUUCCGUUUUUAAUUUGUUUUAUGCCAUGUUCUGUUGUGCAUGUGUGUGAUGAUAAUUCAAGAAAUGACUAGUGGCUUUGCACAUAACCACUUUUCUUGAAAUGCUGGACCUAUUUUGAAUUAUGUGGGUUACAUUUUUUGAAGGGGAUUUUACUUGCCUGUCUACUGUGGUCUAUGUUUUACCUCUAUUGCUACUUUUUCACAAGUAAUAUUCUACAGUGAAGAGAAAUGGAAUAAAGGUUUGAAUUUGACCUCCGACUAGUCGCUUUUAUAGCAUCAGCCUUGUUUAUCUGAUAAAACCUGACUUGGUCAUUUGAAUACUGUCAAAUGAAUCGUGUGAUUCAUUGAAAGCAAGGAAAUCUGAGCUUUGUGCAAAUUAGUUAACAUGGUCAGUGUCACAAAUUUGCUUAUACUUCAUAAUUGACCUAGAAAUCAUGCAUAAUCGUAAAAUUUCUUCAUUUUACAUAACUUUUCUGUUUUAAAUUAUUCAAAAUAUUGAACGUGGUGUCAGACUUUUGGAGACCAUUGUAUGUGUCUGUCCCCAUACAUGUCACUGCUUUAAAACCUGGUGUAUCUUAAAUAAUAAUAAUUAUUAUUUUAUUUUUGCUUUUCUGAGAUAUACUGUAUAUAUACAGUACUGUGCAAAAGUUUUAGGCACUUGUGAAAAAUGUUGCAUAGUGAGGAUGUCUUCAAAAUUAAUGACAUAAAUAGUUUUCAUUUAUCAGUUAACAUCAUACAAAGUCCAGUAAACAUAAAAAAAGCUAAAUCAAUAUUUGUGUGGCCACCUUUUCCUUUAAAACAGCACCAAUUCUCCUAGGUACACCUGGACACAGUUUUUCUUGGUUGUUGGCAGAUAUGAUGUUCCAAGCUUUUUGGAGAAUUCGCUACAGUUCUUCUAUUUAUUUAGGUUGUCUCAAUUGCUUCUGUCUCUUUAUGUAAUCUCAGACUGACUCGAUGUUCAGUGGGGGGCUCUUGUGGGGGCCAUGACAUCUGUUGCAGGGCUCCCUGUUCUUCUGUUCUAAUCUUUUUGCAAAAAGUAUGUUUGGAAGUAUACAGUUUAUAUUUCCUAUUGACACACUAAAGCUGAAGAUAUAAAUAACCAUCUUAAGACAAAUGCUUUUGUGAAACAUCUUAAGUGCCUAAAACUUUUGCACAGUACUGUGUGUGUGUGUGUGUGUGUGUGUGUGUGUGUGUAUAUAUAUAUAUAUAUAUAUAUAUAUAUAUAUAUAUAUAUAUAUAUAUAUAUAUAUAUAUAUAUAUAUAUUAGUAUACAUAGGGCUAUGUAUAUAUUCUAUUCCAUCAGAGACUGAAUACUCCACAUAUUUUUUGGCUACUUAUAUUGUUAUAAACAUUAUGUAAGGUUUCUGCACUAAUUUACCUUUUUAAAAAAAAGUUUUUUUUUUUGUUUUUUUUUUAGUAUAAUUUUCACAUCUCUAAAACAUGCUGUUUUUGUUACUGUGCCUUUAACACUAUAUGUAAAUGACCUCUGUUAUGGGUGGUCAUAUGUUAAUAUGCUCAUUGUUGUGACAUCAGACCAUGAUGAUUUCUAAAUCAGUGGUUGCUAGCAGGUCUUGCUUAAAAAGCAAACAAUUUACAAAAAUAUAUUUUUAUUAAUAUUAAGUAAAAAUAAUAAUUACAUAAUUAAAAUAAAAUUUUAAAUUGAUACAUGAAUAUUUGAUAAUAAUAUUAUAUAUUAUAAAAUGUCUAUAUUAUGACUACACUCCAAAAAAAAAAAAAAAAAAAAAAAUAUUAUAUAUAUAUAUAUAUAUAUAUUAACUUAUUUCUAAGAUUUACACAUUUCAAUUUCAUAACACAUUUCCAUCAAAUUUAAUUGCGUAAUCUUUAACAAAAUUAAAUAAAAUAAAACUUGAAUUUAUUUAAGUUUUGUGCAUUUAAUUUAGUUAAAGAUUAUGCAGUUCAAUUAUUUGGACAUUUGUUAUGAAAUUGAAAUGCAUAAAUCUUAAUAAAUUGGCAAAACUAUUUUUAAAAGUCUAUUAAUAAAAUCCACAUUAUUUCAGAAAUAUUAUUUGAAUAAAUUUUAUAACCAUUUUAAUACACACGUACUAUUUUAAAAUUAAUUCUUUGUAGUAAUAUGUAAUAAAUCAGGUGAACACAAUAAUGAUUUCGAAAUUGCGAAACCUUUUUUAACUGGGUUAUAGACAGUAAGUAGGUUUAGGACGGUUUUAUCAGUCAACCAUGACCUGCUGACACACCCAGAAUCUGAUGAAGAUUGUGGAAUAAAGAAAAAACAGACUACGAGUGAGAUUACAGCCUAAAGUAUGAACUACACAACCACAGAAAACAAUUUAACGGGUUUAAUUUUUCUCAAAUCAAAUAAAAUGAGUUUAUAGGUUUGAUAUGUUAACUUUGUUUCACAAUGUUUCUUCCAUUCAGUCAGUACACUGAAUGUUAUUGCUCUGUUUAUAGCGUACUCACUUUAAUAAGAAUGUUUCAUUAUGUAGAAGAUCAAAUUGAUAUAUAUAUCUAUUAUUUAUUGGCUAUAUGUUCAAAUUUUAUACAGCCUCUUAUAAUGUUAUUAAAGGUUUCUUGCACCGAAA